This is a messenger RNA of Saccostrea echinata, 1232 nucleotides long. RefSeq lists its product as uncharacterized. The transcript has 2 exons. Gene Ontology annotation, cellular component: membrane. NCBI's taxonomy places the organism in Eukaryota, Metazoa, Mollusca, Bivalvia, Ostreida, Ostreidae. The record is from RefSeq and is a predicted model, not a curated record. The coding region runs from base 1 to 756 and encodes 251 amino acids.
AUGUCGUGUGUACAAACUGUAUUUGUUGUCAUCAGAACCAUAAUAUUCACAGAUAUUGUGAAUUUGAUUCUUUACCUUGUUCAUGCUGGGUUUGAGCUUGAUAACUUUCGUCUUGAAAAAGUCCCAUGUGCAACCUUUCUGAUUGUUUUUUAUGUCGUUGCUCAUACCUCUGCUGCUCACGUGGUUUUUCUAUUUGGACUUCGGUGUUAUAUGGUAUCGGAGCCAGUAAAAUUCAAUCAGUUACGGAAGCGAACAAUUAUCGUCUCAUCUGCUGCAAUAUGGGUCCUAAGCAUAUUAUUCUCGACAUUUUAUUUUGUUCUACGAUACAAAGCAGGAAUACAGACACCUAGUUAUGUGAUAAUAGUAUUUCGUGUUUACCUUAUUAUUGUUCCUGUCCUGCUCAUUAUUAUUUUCCACGUAAAGAAGAUACAUCGUCUCAAGCACACAUUGAGUAAACACAAUAUUGAACACAACAUUAUCAAGAUGUCCCUUGUGACGUCAUUAAUUCUUAUCGCGUACGUGUCAUCGGCUAUUAUUUUCCUUGUGUGUUACAUCUUAUCAUUAUAUGGAUCUAAAAACAAAGAGGAAAAGUUUCUUCUUGUUGCACAACUGGCCUGGUUACUAAAUGCUGUGAUGAGUCCACUUAUUUAUGUUGCUUCUGCACUCCGUUUUCAUAAAUGUUUUAAAUACUGGAUAAAAGCUAUUCAAUCAUAUGCAUGUCUACGUAUACCUGAGCAAACGGAAGCAGGAAUAUGAAGUUCAUCAUCUGCAACUGAAUCCCAUACAUCGCGCGCGAAUUUAAACGUUUAAAAAAGGACCAAUAACCACUCUUAUACAUCUUAUUCAAAAUAUUCUUUACAUUCAACAGAGCAUGGAUAGAUGGAUAUAUUUAUGAAAACGCUGUAAGCCAACUUUUAUGGCUACAAUGGAGAGGCAAUAUCAUUUACUUGUUGAACAAAGCAUUUGGUAUGAGGUACAAUGACACUAUAAAAGUUUAAAUUUUUUAACUGACCUGGUCUGAAUGAGAAUAAGGUCACGGGUCUUUCUUGGAUAAUUUUUGCAGUUAUCCAUGCAUGAUAAAAUUUUCACAAUCAUCGGUCUCUUCUUUCAAAGUAUAAGAGAUAUUCAGUGAUGUAUGUAUAUAUAUGUUUAUUUAGAAAUAAAAUGCAGAGUUAUGAAAAAUAUUAUAACAUUAGUUCUUCUGAAAAGAUUGCACAAAUUUUAUACCUUUA